Messenger RNA from Durusdinium trenchii, 1383 nucleotides. Lineage: Eukaryota; Dinophyceae; Suessiales; Symbiodiniaceae. The record is from the annotation of a GenBank genome assembly.
AUGCGUGGAGCCUUCCCCUCGCACGCCUGGCCUGCGCCCGCGCUGGCGGCAGCCCUGGCAGGAUUAGCAGUGGCGCGGUUUCAGCCACCCAAAGAGCUGUUGGAGAUCGCCACGCAGCUGUUGGGCAGUGACGACGGUCCUUUGGACGUUGCGGUCACCUUCUCCCUGCUGAUGCCACGUGGCACCAACCAGUCGCAGUCGUCGCAGUCGGAGUGUGGCCACAACCAGACGCGGAAGAUCAGCGUCACUCUGGUGCCUGGACGUUCGGCUCGAAGCUCUCCGAGCAGCGGAGCUGCACUUGGUCUCCACUCUCCACGCUUCGCAGCUUUCGCCCGGGGCGAAGUUGGCGUUGCUGGUUGGACUGGCCAUGAGGAUCCCACUGGAACGGUGGCCGGCUCAGUGGGGCGGAAGGGAGGAGUUGGACCUCUCAGAACUGCAGUGGUGACGGUGGAGACGCUCCGCGGCAGAGACCGCGACAGACGGCGGCCGGUGCAAUACGUCCUGGUGGUGGGCGCGCUGAUGACCUACAUCGGCGCGCGCUUGUGCCAUCAAGCCUUUGUGAAGUCGAUUGAGGUGUGGUACUCUUCGCCCGCCAAUCGACAUUCAUACUUCAAAGCUUUCAAGGAGCAGUACAUUCAGACGGGCAAAGCGGACUUCUCCGCCUUCAUGAAGACACAUCCUGAGACCAUCUCUCAGACCUUCGGCGAUGAGGCGACCUCAGAGGGACAGAUGGUGAAGGCUAUGGUGCAGCCCAGCGCCGUCGCCAUGGCUGUAGGUGGCAUCAUGAUGCGCUGCGGUGGCAAUUCGAUGUGGGGCUACCUCUUCCACACCCUGCGCGGCAUGAUGACUCCCUUCGGUCUGCUGAUGGUGCUUCAGACGCCGGUGGUCAGUGGAGCUGGUGCUGGAAACAAGGAGAUCCGCGAAGGGAAGAAGGUCUCCAAUAUCGAAUUGAUCUACCAGCUCAACUGGGUGAUUCUGCACUUCGUGGGCUUCGCCGCGUUCCUGGGCCCCGCUGUCAUCAUUGAGCUGCCAGUGGCCAUUUAUGAGCUUCUCACGCACCAAGGCUCAGGCGAGGGCAUGCACCUUGAGGCAGCUCGACUGGGCCUGGCAGUGAUGCGGAUCAUUUGUGCCAUCCUCUUGGUGGUCUCAGCGCCUUUCCUGGGCAAAGAGAGCACCAAGAACCCCAACUCCCUGGGUGCCCUUAAAUGGCGCGCAGAGUUCACCGUGGGCGAGUUCGGGGCCUGCCAGAUGUACUUCAACGCGCUGAGCGUUUGGAUUCAACCAGGUGCCAAGUAUAGCUUUGCGGACCUGGUCCUGUUGGGCCUUUUGGCUGCCGAAGCCUUCCGCAUUUUCUUCGCGCACCCACCUCGGGGGUUACCAUGA